AUGUCCAUCAGCGUCAAUGGACCCGAUAGGAUCCUACUCUAUAUCGACAGCGGCAAUCCAAGGCUGCGCGCUCCCCUAUGUACUAGGGCAGAGUUGGAGGCUGACAUCAGGGAGCAAGUCCUCAAGGAAUGCGAGAGUGGAUCAACUUGGCUGCGACUAUCCGUCCUUUCCAAACAAGAGCGCCGACACCGGGUGGCUGAACUGGUCAGGGAGAGGACUACUAAGCUCACUGCCAAUGGAGGGAUGGGUACUCUGCAUUGCAACGAUCACGAUGGACUAGGCUGGGGAAUACGAGCUAAAUAUGAGACCCUCGCCUCUUUCCCAAAGGAGACCCUCAUUCACUUUGCAUCCCGCUGUGUUGCGUGCUCUGUUCCCGUCUACAUAGCGGUCUUCGGGGCCCAGCCAAGCGCUGACGACAUGGGCCUUCCGGAGCUGCUCCUCAUUGGCCUUUGCCUCGAGACUGCCGGCUGGUAUGCUCAGUGUCCUAUGUUGGGCACUCCGACCUUCAUAAACAAGGACAGCGCUAUAUCCCCUAUGGUACUGAAGGAGUUCUCCAACAUUGUUGAAUCAGCAGCUAAUGGCAGUACGGCUACCGGCUCGGGUGAGAUUACCGGCACUAGUUGUGGAGAGGCUGAUCUCAUCGAUUUGGCUGGACCAGUGGAGACUGGUGGAGAUGGUGAUGCUCCUGCUGCCCACAGUCCGCUGGAGUUGGAGGGAAUAGGGACGGUUGAUUUGGUGGAUAGCUUAGGGAAUGGAGAGGAGUCGACCUUGGCUUCUCCCAAGGCAUUGCAGCUGGCUGAGGCAAUGGUAAAGUCUACUGAUGUGUCCAGGAAGGUCUCAGCCGUAGCGGAGCAGCAGCACCAGCCGAUAUCAGUAUUGGAGGGGGACUCGGUUGGGGUGCCCGUCGAUGGCGAUAGCCCCGUCAACCGACAUGGAGGUUCAGCUGAUGAGGCUGAUACUCCCUCCCCACUGCCUCGUGCUCGACUAGGGUCUGUCGUGUUGGGUACGCCGAUGGAGACGAGGCAUCCUUUCUGGGCACCAGGGGAUGUUGGGCAACUUGAGGACGAUCUCUCUUCUGGGAUCGAGGCGGCCGCUAUGGCUAGUGCUGAGCUGUGGCUACUCCACGAGAUGAUCCUCACUCAGAUGAGGCACUAG
Perkinsus marinus ATCC 50983 is the source of this 1155-nucleotide messenger RNA. RefSeq lists its product as hypothetical. The record is from RefSeq and is a predicted model, not a curated record. The coding region runs from base 1 to 1155 and encodes 384 amino acids. The transcript is spliced from 5 exons. Lineage: Eukaryota; Perkinsozoa; Perkinsida; Perkinsidae.